AUCGUUUAGUAUAAAAAGUAUAUACUACAAGCUGGUAACCAGACGUUACAUCAACUUAACGAGAGACAGUUUUGUUUACAAAAAAAUGAUUGCAUUUACUGUCUUGAAAACUUUCACUGGGAUUUUUAUCUUUUGUGUUAUCGGAACAAAAGCGCAAGAUUGUGGCGGAAAUGAAAAAUUUGGGAAGGACAACCCCGAUGGAAAAGAAAAUCUUGGUCUAACAGACACGUACUAUAUGAUAUGUGAUGGAGAUUACAUGUUUGAUUGUUGCGGCGUUAUUAACAGAUGGGAAUACACGGCGGAAGUCGUCGGGUCCGUGGAACUGCAAGUAUGGCGCAGACAAGGAGGAACUGAUACUUAUAACUUGAUUAAUUCUUUCUCUCAUACGGCCGGAUCAGCAAACGACCAAGAUUUUCACCCCCAAACAGGGAAUCUUAAAAGCUAA
Messenger RNA from Ruditapes philippinarum (Manila clam), 445 nucleotides. RefSeq lists its product as uncharacterized. The record is from RefSeq and is a predicted model, not a curated record. The transcript has 4 exons. The coding region runs from base 86 to 445 and encodes 119 amino acids. Lineage: Eukaryota; Metazoa; Mollusca; Bivalvia; Venerida; Veneridae.